Gopherus flavomarginatus (Mexican gopher tortoise) is the source of this 7311-nucleotide messenger RNA. RefSeq names its product YLP motif containing 1 (gene YLPM1). The coding region runs from base 107 to 6877 and encodes 2256 amino acids. The record is from RefSeq and is a predicted model, not a curated record. Lineage: Eukaryota; Metazoa; Chordata; Testudines; Testudinidae. Gene Ontology annotation, biological process: regulation of telomere maintenance. Gene Ontology annotation, cellular component: nucleus. The transcript is spliced from 21 exons.
ACUACGCAGGCACUGUGCGUCGCACGCGCUGUUGCUGUCGCCACUCGCUGCGGCCUGUGGAAGCUCCGAUCUCCGCUUCGGCCGCCGCCUCAGACCCGGCCCCGCCAUGUACCCGGCCUGGGGCCUGUACGGGGCGGCGGGGCACUACCCGCCGCCCCCCACCUCGAUACCGCCUCCGCCGCUGCCCGUACCCCCGCCCGUGAUGCCCCCCUCCGUCCCGCCGCCGAACUACCCGCCCCCGGGCCCAGGCGUGGCCCCGGCGCCCGGCGCCUCGGGCUUCCUGAGCUUGCAGGAGCAGCACCUGGCCCAGCUACAGCAGCUGCAGCAAAUGCACCAGAAACAGAUGCAGUCGGUACUUCUGGGGGGUCCCCCGCCCGGGCCGCCGCCCCCGGGCCUGCCCCCUCCGCCUCUCCCCGGCUCCUUCACUGACUGGCCGCCGCCAGUGCCGCCCCCCGUCCGCAGCUACCAGAAGCAGUUCAAGCACCGUGAGCCGCCUCCGCCGCCCCCACCCCGGGACCCCCAGGUCUGCAAGCCCCCGGCGCCCCCCCUGCCUCGAGAGCAUGAGACCCUCCAGCCGUCUCAGCCCCACAGCGACUGGGAACACCUGCCUUCUUCCCCAGUGCCCAUGGACAUGGAGCUGUCCUCUCCGCCACAGUCGCCCCUGCCGCCUGAGCAGGCCUAUCCACCCCCUUCGCAGGCCUAUAUCCCCCCAGCCCAGUCUGAACCGUAUAUUCCCCCAACCCAGCCACCCCCUUCCCAGUCCCCCCCGCCCCAGUCUUAUUUGUCCCAUUCUCAGCUCUCCCAGCCACCGCCACCAUCCUAUCUGGAGCCUCCUCCAUCAACUGCCCCUCAAUCUUAUUUACCCUCCUCCCAGUCCUAUCAGACACAUUCUCAAUCUUAUUUGUCCCCUUCCCAAUCAUCCCUUUCCCUACCAACCCAGGCUAGCUUGACACCAUCCCUUUCUCAGUCUAAAUCUCACUUUACUGCAUCCCAGUCAUCCUUGCCCCCUUCCACUCCUGCCCAGCAAGAGGCAGUGCAGAGCGUUGCUAAGGACACCAGUGACAGUUCUGACCAGCACAGCACCCCACAACCAGACCCCUCCACUAUGACCCCCCAGGAACAGCAGCAGUAUUGGUACCAGCAACACUUGCUAAGUCUGCAGCAGAGGGCAAAAGCACAUGCACAGGGACAGCAGCAACCGAAGGGUCCAGGAGUAGUGAAGGAUGCACCUGAGCAGAGAAUACAGCAAGAAGAAGAGAAAGUGACUGCUCCUAAUCAGCAGUCUGAACCACCUUCGCUUAACGAUCCCCUAAUACCAGCUUCCAAAAAAGAGGAACUUCCUGUCUCAUCUACUGAACCUAAGCUGAAUAUUGAACCUCCUGAGGACUCGGAGGAAGAUUUGAGGUUGCAGCAGUUGCAAGUGGCAGCAGCUCAGUGGCAGCAGCAUCCACACCAUCGAGUUGGCUUUCAGUAUCAGAGAAUAAUGCAGAAGCAUGCCCAACUGCAACAGAUUUUACAGAAGUACCAACAGAUCAUACAACAGCCACCACCCCCCCAGACAAUGUCAGUGGAUAUGCAGCUGCAGCAUUAUGAGGCGCAGCAGAAACAGUUUCAACAACUUCACAAAGAAUGGGAGCGUGAAUUCCAAGGAUGGCAGGAUCAACUUCAGACCUAUCCUCACAAAGAUCAGCUUCAGGAGUAUGAGAAACAGUGGAAAACAUGGCAGGGACAGAUGAAAGCUACUCAGUCCCAUCUGCUGGAGAAAGUGAACUCACUUCGAAACAUGAAGAAUCAAUACACUGGGAAUGUUGCAUUGUCACCGCCUUUUGUUCCAUGCUCUCAAAUCUCUCAAGGAGGCGUGCCUGUUAUGCCUCCAUCUUUGCCUUUAGCUGCCCCUCCGCAGGUUCCCCCACCUCUGUCUUCUGAUCCUCAGUUGUCUAAUUCAUCUGAACCCCCAACAUCCGGUCUUCAGGUUUUCCAGUCCACUAAGACAACCAGGCCAGCUCUGCUUCCUAUCCCUGAUUCUUUUGUAUUUAAAAUACCUGGCUCAUCUGCAACUUUACCUUGUCAUUCUGAAAUAACUACAUCUGCUGACUCUUCAGACCAAGGAAACUCUCAAGUUCAUCUCGGUAAGCAAGCUGUGCCAUUUGUUUCUGUCUCAUCUGAACCAGCAUCUGGAGAACUGAAAACUUCUUCUACGGUAUCUUCAACCUAUGUACCCCCACCCUCCAACGUUCAAGAUAAACCAGUGAGAUCAGGUGGAUUGCUUCCAGACCCACCCAGAGGCACAUACUUCGAAGGACCAAGAGGUCCUAGGUUUGAUGGACUUCGGGGAAGAGGCUUUGACAGAUUUGAAGGGCCAAGACAGAGAGGACCUCGUUUUGAAGGCCAGCACUUGGAAGGGCCAAGGCCAAGAUUUGAAGGUCAGAAUUCCGAUGCACGGUCUUCAAGCAAAUGGGGAACUAUCCCCCGUGGGCCAGCAGCACAGUUCUAUACAUCCCCAAGCACAUCACAGAUGCACAGUUCCCGACCAAGUGGGUCACAGUGGAGGGGGCCCAGACCUCCUUUUGGACAACAGCAGUCUCAAGCAGAGUCCCGAACAGAAAACAGAGAAGCUUUUGCUGAUGCAGCUGUCAACCAGGAGUUGGCAAAUAGAACUCAGUCUACUCCAGUUUCCUUUGAUACAGAGGCAAAGCAUUCUGGUCCAGUUCAGCCAGCUGAGGACUUGACAAAAGCUCAACAGGAACCACCCAAAGCUGAAGUCAAAAAAGUCAUUCCUGGGCCUAAAAAGUGGACUUGGAGUUCUCAGGAUCCUGCACAGCAAGUAGAAGAGACAAAAUCAACUACUCAACCUCCAUCCACUCAGAAUCAAAAACCAACACCACUUCCCAGUACACCUGUAACUGUGCAGUCUACUGUUCCUCCAAGAACAGGAGGAACAGCAGCCUUACCUCCAUCCCCUGUGACAGGAAAUACAGACUUAAAAUCUACAGAUAGUAAAUUGCCCCUUUCAGAAAAUAGCCAGGGUAAAGGACUACCUGGAUUAGAAGAUAACCAGGGUAAAGGGCCAGUUCAACCAGAAGAUAAUAGAGGCAGUGGACCAGUAAGCAGAGGCAGGGGGCAGGGCAGGCUGGACGACGGCCGAGGCAGGGGGCAGGGCAGGCUGGACGACGGCCGAGGCAGGGGGCAGGGCAGGCUGGACGACGGCCGAGGCAGGGGGCAGGGCCGGCUGGACGACGUCCGGGGCAGGGGGCAGGGCCGGCUGGACGACGGCCGGGGCAGGGGGCAGGGCCGGCUGGACGACGGCCGGGGCAGGGGGCAGGGCCGGCUGGACGACGGCCGGGGCAGGGGGCAGGGCCGGCUGGACGACGGCCGGGGCAGGGGGCAGGGCCGGCUGGACGACGGCCGGGGCAGGGGGCAGGGCAGGCUGGACGACGGCAGGGGCAGGGGGCUAACAAACAGAGGCCGAGGAUUGCCCAGACAGGCAGCCACCCGAGGCCGGGGGAUGAUCCAGAGAGUGAGCAGCCAGGAGGAGCAGCUGGAUAGGCGGUCAGGUAGCAGGGAGAAGUUGCCAGAUGGGCAGUCAGGCAACUGGGAGAUGGGGCCAGUUGGGCGGUCAGGCAGCCGGGAGAGGGUGUUGUCCAGCCGAGACAAUGAACCAGCUGGCCGGGCAGACAGCAGGGAUAGGGGGCAAUCAGGAACCUGGGAUAGGGGCCCUGUCAUGCGGGCUGAAAGCCGGGAUAGGGGUCCUGUCAUGCGGGAUGAAAUCUGGGAGAGGGGUCCUGUCAGGCGGGCAGGAAGUCGGGAGAGGGGUUCUGUCAGGCAAUCAGGUAGCCGGGAGAGGGAAAUGGGCAGGCCUGAAACAGGCAGUAUUGAUAAACCAAUCCGCUUAGGAGACAACUCAGAGAAAUUAUCUCUGUAUCAUCGAGAGGAAUCAACAAGAGCUUCCUGGAGUCAUGAAGAGGAGAGAAUGCAAGAGGAACCUUCAUUAGAUAGACGAGAUACCCGUCCUUUAGAGCAUGAGCAAUUGGAUGAUUGGGAAAGAGAUCGAUAUUGGAGAGAGCGUGACACAGAUAUUCGGGAUGAUCACCUGGAUCCAUAUGAUAGAGAUGACACAUUACCACUGCGUCAUUCAUUGCCUCCACUGUCACCUCUUCCUCCUCUACCUUCUUUGUCUUCUGAUCUUGACAGACGAGACACUUGGUGGGAUGAUUGGGAAAGGCCUAGGGAGAGGGAGUUGGAUAGAGAUCUGGACAGGAUUGGAAGACCCUUGGAUAUUUAUGAUCGAGAAUUAGAUAGAGAAUGGGACAGAGAUUACUUGAGACCUCUGGAUGACAGAGAGACACCGAGGCAUGACCUGGACAUUCCUCCUCUUCCACCUUUGCCACCACUUCCACCUCUGGACAGGUACCGUGAGGACCGGUGGAGGGAGGAAAGAGACAGAGAUCUCUAUGACAGAGACUUCCGAGACAGGGGGGAGUUGAGGAUCCGAGAGUAUCCAGAGAGGCGUGAUACAUCGAGGGAGAAGCGAGAUUACCUUCCUGAAAGGACUGACUGGGAGAGGGAACGGUUGUCAGAUAGAUGGUAUCCUGAUGAAGCAGACAGACUACGACCUUUGGAGGAUCAGCUUGAUCCACCCCUUCCACCACCACAUUCAUCUGACAUGCUGGGAGCAGAGCCAAAUCUGGACCCUGAACAGUCACUUGGAGGGGUAAUGGUCCUUAGUCAAAGACAGCAUGAAAUAAUCCUCAAGGCUGCCCAGGAGCUGAAAAUGCUUCGGGAACAAAAAGAACAGUUGCAGAAGUUGAAAGAGUUUGUGCCUGAUCCCCACCUGCCAUCACAGGAAAGCUCUAGAUCACAAACCACAACUACAAGGCCACGUGCCUUUCAGGCGUCUUCUCAACUGCCACCUGAGACACCAAUAGAAUCUCAACCUAUCAAACCUUCUCCUGCUGUUAUUAUAAAGCCACCAGUGUUGUUCAGGCAGCCCACCCCGGUGACGAGGCCAGGUGCCCCGGUGACGAGGCCAGGUGCCCCGGUGACGAGGCCAAGUGCUCCAAUUCCUGCUUCAGCUACAGCCUCAAGUCAGGCUCCUGCAAUAAAGCCAACAUCUGGUGCUGUGAAACAGGAACGUUGGGAUGAGGAUUCUUUUCAUGGACUCUGGGAUACCAGUGAAGAUAAAGGAGCAAAUUUGGAGUAUGCAUUAUGUGAACCAGAAUCAGUGCUGCCACCUGCAGUGUCAUCUUCUGGGAAAAUACCUCCUCCAGGUCAUACUCCCAUUCCAUCACCUGUACCAGCUUCAGUUCCUAAACCACCUCUAAUUCAACAGACUGUGGACUAUGGCCAUGGGCGGGAUAUAACCACCAGUAAAGUUGAACAAAUUCCCUAUGGGGAGAGAAUAACUCUGCGUCCAGAACCUCUGCCUGAGAGACAACCAUUUCCAAAAGAACAUCCAGGCCAGCGGGAUCGUUACAACAGAGAGAGGGAUCGUGAGUCUUACUUUGAGCGUCAAGGCAAUGCAAACACAGAUUACCGAGAUUUUAAAAGGGAGCGGGAACUGCACAGAGACCGAGGCUCAGGAGACUAUGAUCGAGAGAGGUUUGAGAAAGAACGCCACCUUCGAGAGGACAGGGCACCUCCAACUGGACCUUCAAGGACUCAAUCUUACCGUGACAAGAAAGAGCAUCCCGCCUCAAGGCGAGGGGGCUUUGAAAGACCGUCAUAUGAACGAAAGCCUGAUCGCCCGACCUAUGAUCAUGGACCUUCCAUGUUUGGAGGUGAUCGGAGAAAUUACCCUGAGGAGAGGAUGCCUAUUUCGGCUCCAUCAGUACCUCGCCAGCCACCCCCUGCUCCCCGGAUAGAGAGGAAACCAGAGUCUAAGAAUGUGGAUGAUAUUUUGAAGCCACCAGGACGGGACAGCAGGCCAGAGAGAAUUGUCAUCAUAAUGAGAGGAUUGCCAGGCAGUGGAAAGACACAUGUAGCAAAGCUCAUCCGGGACAAAGAGGUGGAGUGUGGAGGACCUGCACCCAGAGUUCUCAGCCUGGAUGACUAUUUCAUCACCGAAGUGGAGAAAGAGGAGAGAGACCCAGAUACAGGAAAAAAAGUGAAAAAGAAGGUGAUGGAGUAUGAGUAUGAAGCUGAUAUGGAAGAGACCUACCGCACCAGUAUGUUUAAAACUUUCAAAAAGACCUUGGAUGAUGGCUUCUUCCCUUUCAUUAUCCUGGAUGCCAUCAAUGACAGGGUGCGCCAUUUUGAGCAGUUCUGGAGUGCAGCGAAAACCAAGGGCUUUGAGGUGUAUUUAGCUGAGAUGAGUGCAGAUAACCAGACUUGUGCCAAGAGGAAUAUCCAUGGACGCAAGCUAAAGGAGAUCAAUAGGAUGUCUGAUCACUGGGAGACUGCGCCACGUCACAUGAUGCGCUUGGACAUUCGUUCUUUGUUGCAGGAUGCUGCUAUUGAAGAGGUGGAGAUGGAGGAUUUUGAUGCUAAUAUUGAAGAUCAGAAAGAAGAAUCCAAGAAAGAUACAGCAGAGGAAGAAGAAAGCGAACUGGGUUACAUUCCGAAAAGCAAAUGGGAGAUGGACACUUCUGAGGCAAAGCUAGACAAGCUGGAUGGCUUGCGGACAGGCACAAAGAGGAAACGUGAUUGGGAAGCAAUUGCCAGCAGGAUGGAGGAUUAUCUUCAGCUUCCAGAUGACUAUGAUACACGUGCUUCUGAACCUGGCAAGAAGAGGGUAAGGUGGGCAGACCUAGAAGAAAAGAAGGAUGCAGACAGAAAGAGGGCCAUUGGUUUUGUGGUUGGACAAACGGAUUGGGAAAAGAUCACAGAUGAAAGUGGUCAUCUUGCUGAGAGAGCCCUCAACCGCACCAAAUAUAUCUGAGACAAUUAUAAUAUGGAAUUUUUGUACCUUUAAGGCCGUUUACUUUGAGGAGAACUGAACCUGGCGUGGCAUGAGCAUCCUACAUGGAUCAUGUCACUACCAUCUUCACAGAUUAUUUUUGUUUCUUUUGUUGUUUUAGUUUCUGAAAGUUCCUUGAAAUAUUGGCGGGUGAUAACCAGUGUCCCCAAAAGACAUACAAUUCUGCUGCACCUAAGCGAGAGAGUUUUCAUUUUAAUAUUUUUUGGAGGGGAGGGAGCGUCAGUAGUUGUAGCUGCUAUACGUGGAAAAAUUAGGCAGAGAAUGUUUCCUCCACUGUACUGUAACAGAAUGUCUGUAUCACUUUUUUGCUUUGUGGCCAUUCUCAUUUUAUACUGUACGUACCUUGUAGCUUAUUGUACUAGGAAGCAGAACAAUAAACUUCCAUUAUAAACCCA